This is a messenger RNA of Recurvomyces mirabilis, 2397 nucleotides long. RefSeq lists its product as uncharacterized. NCBI's taxonomy places the organism in Eukaryota, Fungi, Ascomycota, Dothideomycetes, Mycosphaerellales, Teratosphaeriaceae. The transcript is spliced from 2 exons. The record is from RefSeq and is a predicted model, not a curated record. The coding region runs from base 1 to 2397 and encodes 798 amino acids.
AUGCCCUUCCUCGAGGUGCUGUGCACCGUGUACGGAUACCUCCUCGCCGCCAAGCUAUUCGGCACAAAACAGGCUGAAAACGCCUUCAACUACGUCUUUGGCAUUUUCGCGCCAACCAUCUCUGCUUCGCCUUUCGCUUCUUCUGCCAGCAACGUGAGCAACUCAAGCUCACCUUACGGCAUCACUCUCUUCGGCAGCAACGGGACCACCAGCACUAUUGCAGGACUUUUAGACCACGUGACUAAGGUCACGAUCCCGACUUUGGCUCCCCUCACCCCUACCUCUGCUUUGCCGGCCCGUCGGCACUAUCCGACUGCCAAUGAGAACCAUCUGAGCAAGUGCAUCGCCCUCCAUGGGUCCUGCGAGCUCGUUACCGUUGAGGAAAAUGACACUACGUCUGGCUACGGUUUCGCUGGUCACUACGACAGAACGACUGUGAUGGUCGGCUUCACUCUUGCUACACUCUUGCUGCUUGUCGCUCUCUUCGCCCGCUCUCAGGCACAACACAAGGAGCGCGAGCAGGCAUAUGUGGCGCUGCUGGCAUCACAACAGGUUAUGGCUAUGGAGAUCACUAGCUUAGAGCGGGAUAAAGAGACUUACAGGGAUCUUGCUCGCGCAGCUAACGGCAUCCGACUAGAGGCGCAGACGCAGCAAAAGGCAUCUAACGAAGCACUUCAGCAGACGGAGAAGAAGAUGGAGGACCUGAAGCAAGCGAAUCGAGACAUUGACAUUCUGAAAAAUGCAUUCGAUAGAGACCUUGAGCAGGCCGAGAAGGAGGCUCAGGGGUUGAAGCAGGCAUUGGAAGAAUACCUCAAGCAAGCGAGCACGAAGAUAGAGGAUUUGGGGCGCGCAUUCGAAGCAGAUCUCGAGCAGAGCAGGAAGAACAUCAAGGAGGCGAAGCAGAAAUUCGACAAAGAGCCCGAGCAGAGCAGGGAGGAGACUCGGAAAGCGAAGCACGCGCGUUAUAAUGCCAUCGAUCAGGCGAAGAAGAAGGAUAAGGGUCUGAAGCAGGCAUCUGCAGCAACCGAGCAGGCCGUGAAGGAGGCUCGGGAGUUGAAGAAGUCAUUCGGAAUGGCGGAGCAGGAGGUCGAGGAUCUGAAGCAGGCAUCUGCAGUGACCGAGCAGGCCAUGAAGGAGGCUCGGGAGUUGAAGAAGUCAUGCGAUGAAGAACUCAAGCAGGCGAAAGCGGAGAUCGAAGACCUGAGACAGAAGAUUGCUACGAACCAAACGGAGAGUCGGGACGCUAUUAUCGAAGUGAAGCAGACUGCUGACAUCGAGCUUGCCAAGGCCACCAGCGAGGCCGACCAAUUGCGAGACGAUUUGGAUGCACUACAGCACGAGAAUGAGAGGGUGGAGGACGAAAUUGAAGCCGAUAUCGACGAGCAUGAUAAGGCAAUGGAGCAGCAAGCAUCCAUUGUCAACGAUGCUCUCAAGAACGCAACUUUAGAGCAGGCGAAGCAGAUCAUGAAGGGGUCAUACGAGCAGCAGAUGAGGCAAAAGAAUUUCGACCACGUACAGAACAUGGCGGCUGCUGAGGAGGAGAAGAUGGAAAUUUGGAAUCAGGUUCCGGAGAUCGUGGAUGAGGCUACGGCAGAGCUUGAGGAAGAUGUGAAAGGGCUGACGCUAGAGAAUAAGACUUUGCGAGAUCAUGUUGAUGAGCUUCAACGGUCUCGAGACGCUUGCAGGUGUGGUAGCUCGGGUUCGGAAACUCUGGAUGAUAAUGACCAUGAUGAUGUGCAGGACGGCAGUGAUGAUGACAAGGAUGAAGAUGAUCGCAAGGAUGAAGACGAUGACCCGGCGGAUUCUAACAAUGAUGACGACCACGGCAUUGAAGCCCACGCUCCCACCGAUGGGCAUGCCGACGACGACAAUCCUGAGAACACGGACACCGCUUUUCCGGAAGACGUUCAUGGCUCCAGCUCAGGCACAGACAGUAACGAGGUCGAGGCGCAUUCAGAAGAGCGUGUGCAGGACGACUAUGAGGUGGGCAGCCCAAGGAAUGAUGAAGACGACGUCAGCGUGUUCGAUGCGCGUAGUGCCACUUACCCUCAGGUUAAUCUAUCCGAAUUGCGUUCAUACGAAAUGAACAAGGAGACCAAGGACGAGGAUGUCGCUGGUGUAUCGGAUCUGCCUCCGACAAAGGAUAAGACAGGGAGUAAGAAGCCAGGCAGAAUCUAUGGUGACGCGUGCAAACGAAUGGCGAGAAUGGUUGAGGCGUAUGAAAUUCCAAUUCGUCCUCCAUACUACCAGGAGCGCGUUGCAGACUGGACCAUGAGCAAGCCGCUCUAUGAGAGUGUCGUCGGCUCUGUAAUCGUCAGUCUUCCGAAGGCACCAGAUAUGGCGAUGGUGAAUCCUCCUCCUCCUCGGGGUCUCAUGGCGUCGAGAUGGGCUCGUUGA